AUGGCUUCUGUUGGAAUGGCUCCACUGACAGCUGAAAAAGUUGAUGGUGAUUCAAUGUUUGUUGACAAACUGCCUGAGGAAAUCAAUGAAAUGAAAAUCCGAGAUGACAAGGUGGAAAAGGAAAUGGAGGCAACUGUGGUGGAUGGAAAUGGCACUGAAACUGGUCACAUUAUCGUUACUACCAUUGGAGGUAGAAAUGGUCAACCCAAACAGACAAUAAGCUAUAUGGCAGAGCGUGUGGUAGGGCAGGGUUCUUUUGGAAUUGUGUUUCAGGCCAAGUGCUUAGAGACUGGAGAAGCUGUUGCAAUUAAAAAAGUAUUGCAAGAUAAACGAUACAAGAAUCGGGAACUGCAGACAAUGAGACUUCUUGAUCAUCCAAAUGUUGUUUCACUCAAACACUGCUUCUUUUCAACAACAGACAAAGAUGAGCUUUAUCUGAAUUUGGUUCUAGAGUAUGUACCUGAGACAGCUUAUCGUGUAGCAAGACACUACAGCAAGGCAAAUCAAAGAAUGCCCAUGAUUUAUGUCAAACUAUACACGUAUCAGAUUUUCAGAGCACUUGCAUAUAUUCAUGCAAUCGGUGUGUGUCACCGUGACAUCAAGCCUCAAAAUCUUCUGGUGAAUCCGCAUACUCACCAGCUCAAACUCUGCGAUUUUGGGAGCGCAAAAGUUCUGGUGAAAGGGGAACCAAAUAUAUCGUAUAUCUGUUCACGAUAUUACCGAGCACCUGAACUCAUAUUCGGGGCGACUGAAUACACAACCGCAAUUGAUGUCUGGUCAGUCGGCUGUGUUCUUGCUGAACUCCUUCUAGGACAGCCCUUAUUCCCCGGUGAGAGCGGAGUUGACCAACUUGUAGAGAUCAUUAAGGUUCUUGGUACACCAACUCGUGAAGAGAUCAAAUGCAUGAAUCCAAACUACACGGAAUUUAAGUUCCCACAAAUCAAAGCUCACCCCUGGCACAAAAUUUUUCACAAGCGGACACCUCCAGAGGCUGUAGAUCUUGUUUCUAGACUCCUCCAGUAUUCUCCCAACUUGAGGUGUACUGCUUUGGAGGCAUGCAUUCACCCGUUCUUUAACGAACUUCGUGAUCCAAGCACCCGUCUUCCAAACGGCCGCCCCUUGCCACCGCUCUUCAACUUCAAGCCUCAAGAGCUAAAAGGGGCAUCUUUGGAACUUCUGGCUAAAUUGAUACCUGAACAUGCUCGGAAACAGUGUUCCUUCCUUGGCUUCUAAGUUGCAACCAAUCACUUGCGUUGCGGGCCUGCCUAAUUUAUUGUUUGUCCUCAGCCUCAGAUAUAGCAAGCAAGCAACUGUGGUUUAUUAAUGUUUAUGUUUGGUUUUUUGUUGAACCUGAUUGCUUUUGUAUUUUGUAUUUUGUAUUUUCUGCAUAUCAUAUGCAUAUGCAUAUGCAUAUGGUGAAACUUAUGUAGACCUAUCUGUAUGGAGUAUGGAGUAUGAAGUAUGAUUUAUAUGCAAAAAUCUAUUGUGGUUGCUUAUUAGAUUCAAUGUUUUAAAGAGUGGUUUGUGAACA
Molecule: messenger RNA, 1531 nt
Organism: Lactuca saligna
Lineage: Eukaryota; Viridiplantae; Streptophyta; Magnoliopsida; Asterales; Asteraceae
Source: the annotation of a GenBank genome assembly